Messenger RNA from Syngnathus typhle (broad-nosed pipefish), 710 nucleotides. It is a transcript of the gene nppa, whose product is annotated as natriuretic peptide A. The transcript has 3 exons. The record is from RefSeq and is a predicted model, not a curated record. Gene Ontology annotation, cellular component: extracellular region; nucleus; cytoplasm. The coding region runs from base 24 to 464 and encodes 146 amino acids. NCBI's taxonomy places the organism in Eukaryota, Metazoa, Chordata, Actinopteri, Syngnathiformes, Syngnathidae. Gene Ontology annotation, molecular function: hormone receptor binding; hormone activity. Gene Ontology annotation, biological process: cGMP biosynthetic process; receptor guanylyl cyclase signaling pathway; negative regulation of systemic arterial blood pressure.
GCAACUUGCAUUUGGAGGAUAACAUGAGGGCUGUGGUCCUGUGGGGCCUGCUGCCCCUGCUGUGUCAAUACACACUGGUUAGCGGUCACCUUUUGGGAAGGACGUCCUCUCCUGAUGAUUUGGCCCAGCUGAAGUCUUUGCUUGAGCGCUUUGAGGAGACUCUGGCCGAAGCAGCUCAGGAGGAAACCUCUGAAACGGACUAUGCGACAUUGAACCAAGAACCAGAACGCAGCCAGUCCAACCGAGGAUGGAACACGGAGCAGGACAGGGACCAAGAACCUGCCGCAGCCGCAGUAGAGCGAGCCCAAGCGGUGGCUGAAGGCCAGAGCCGGGCCUUGAGUCAGAGGAACCGCUUACUGGAUCUGCUGAUAACGGCCAGAAAGCGGGCAUCGGGUUGCUUUGGUGCCAGGAUGGAUCGGAUUGGGAACGCUAGCGGGCUGGGCUGCAACACUGCAAGAGGAUAGGCUGAUUCUUCUGUGGGAUACAUGUUUGAUCCUUUUGUCAUUUAAUAAGUCAAGUUAAGUCAAUUUAAUAUAUGAUAUUACAUUGAAAAGCUGUGUGUGUGCAUCCAUUCAUGUCUUUCUGUGUGUCUGUCAACCAAAUGAUGAACUAUGUGAAGAAUCCAUGACACUGUAUGCUGUAUAAUAGUCGGACAACUGCAUGUUUGUUCUUCUCGAUUAAAAGCUUCAAAUAAAACCCUCUUUUACAUA